AUGUCCUUGGUCCAGGCUAUUUCAGUUUCGGCCAGCGUCCUGACCCUGACAGUGAUCAGCGUGAACCGGUACUACAGUGUUCGCUCGCCCCUCCGCGCACGCUCCAUGUUCACACGCAGACGCAUCCUGCUCACGGUGGCGGUGGUGUGGGCAGUGUCCUCGCUGAUGUGUGCACCGCUGGCUGUCAUCAACCGACGGCGUGAGAUCAGCUUUGAGACCUUUGCCAUCCCAGUGUGUCACGAGGAGUGGCCCGAGCAGCGUCUCAAGCAGGGAUGCAAAGCGAUUGGGAGGAGGCGUUACCCUGGAUGCUCUUGGCCGCUCGCCGUGAGGAAGCCUGGAGCUUCGUCCCCACCGUGCUAUGCUACGCCGGGACGGCACGGUGGGAUUCCCGUGUCCCGGGGCCAACGAAUGGUGCGAGGACCCAUUAUGGGCCCUUUCCUGAAGGGGGGGGGUGUUACGGGCUAG
Knipowitschia caucasica is the source of this 465-nucleotide messenger RNA. NCBI's taxonomy places the organism in Eukaryota, Metazoa, Chordata, Actinopteri, Gobiiformes, Gobiidae. The record is from the annotation of a GenBank genome assembly.